GCGUGAUGACGCCAUCGCGUGGCGCCCCAAAGAAGUCCUGUUGCUCCAUGGCCAUCCCGGCCAAGAAGUCGACGUGACCGUGGGGCAACAUUUAGCCCACUGACACGAUAGUUAUAGGGGGCUUUAAAUGCACCCCCCGGAAAUGUACGCCUAACUGUCGGUGCGGCAUUAUUCACGCCUACGGAGCUGAUUAAUAUAAAUCCACCAAAAAGUUGUGACCAUACCCGAGGACGCGCCGAAAUUCCGGGGUUGUUCCCCAUCUCCAUUCAGAGAAGAUGGAAGGUCUGCACCCGCACUGCCUUAAAUGCAUCAACCGGCGGUGCAUGGUGCGGCCGGAGGCGGGCCUAUCAUGUGACCUAAUCGGCUGCCCGCUAGUCUGUGGCGCCGUCUUCCACGCAUGCAAGCUGCCCGAGCAUCGUCUGCUGUGUCCGUACGAACGACUGCCGUGCCUUAACAGCGUUUUUGGCUGCCCUUUUGCCGUGGCCCGAGCGAAGAUGGCGCAGCACCUUGAGAUCUGCCCUGCCAGCAUCGUGUGCUGCACCAUGGAGUGGAACCGCUGGCCUGUCAGCUAUGCGGACAGCAAGUCUUAUGAGAUCCUGAGCCAGGACUUUGACGAGGUGGAGCAGCUGGACAUGGCGCUGGCUCUGCAGGAUCAGCGCAUGCUCUUGGAAUCCCUCAAAGUCACCACCACCGUGUCCAAAGACGGCAAGGCGGACAACGACAAAAUGGCCACGGCACCGGAUGGCGAAGCCGCCAACGGGGCGGUGGAGAUGGAGGAGGAGCCGUACAGCGACUUGUACCGAGCCUCGGUGGAGACAAGCCGGAGCUUGGUGGCGGCCUUGGACAUCCUCACGCAAUCAAAGGGUGUCGUCGGUCUGAACGGGGAAAGCAGCGGCGCGGGGAGGAAUGUGGACAUGGGCGAAAGCGACUCGGACUCCGAGUGCGAGCUGGGGGCGGUGGGCGGCGCGAACAACAAUGACGGCGCUCUCGCUUGGCCGGAGGAGGAUGAAGAUUUUGUGGAUUUGUUUUUUGAGGACAAGGAAGACGCCAUCGAAGACCCGGCGGAGGAGGAGUCCCCGGAGCCCGUGUGGCCCCAGGCGCCUCGGGACUUUGUGCCGGCCAUCUUGCCGGACCCCCAGGCGGAACCACUGGCCGCGCCCAUCCCCUUCCUCUUGUCAGACCAAGUAAGGAACAACCUUUUGCACCAGCUGCCCACCGAGCUCAGGUACCGCUGCCUGGAGCGCAAAUUCCAGAACUCGGAAGUUCUGCGCGGCAUCGGCAUGUUUACUUUCAACGGCCGCCGCGCGCUGCUCUCGGACCCGUACCUCUUCCGCGCCAAGAUGGAAGACAAGGCGGUGGACACGUCGGACCUGGAGGUGGCCGACGACCCGAUGGGCCUGCACGGGAUCGAUCUGACCACGGCCGCCUUACUCUUCUGUCUGGGCGACUCGCCGGGUGGGCGCGGCAUCUCCAACAGCCGCUUCGUGGACGGCUACCACAUCGACUUCGGCACGCAGACCUUCUCCUUCCCCUCCGCCAUCCUGGCCACCAACACCAUGGUGGGCGACAUUGCGUCGGCGUCGGCGUGCGACCACGCCAGCCCGCAGCUGUCCAACCCCAGCCCAUUCCAUACGCUGCGCCUGGACCUGGUGCUGGAGUGCGUGGCGCGCUUCCACACCAAGCAACGCUCCAUGUUCACCUUCGUGUGCGGCCAGCUGUUCCGCCGCGAAGAGUUCUCCUCGCACUUCAAGAACGUGCACGGCGACAUCCACGCCGGGCUCAACGGCUGGAUGGAACAACGCUGCCCCCUGGCGUACUACGGUUGCAACUACUCACAGAGGCGCUUCUGUCCCUCGGCGCAGGGGUUCCGCAUCAUCCAUGACCGGCACCUGGGCUCCUUCGGCGUGCAGGCGGGCCUCCCCGCCAAAAGCGCAGACAAGCUGCAGAGGGGCGCCCCCCCGCACCCGGGCUCCAAGUGCGACCAGCUUAGCGGUCUUCCCUUCGAGGUGCUGCAGCACGUAGCAAGCUUCCUGGACAGUUUCAGCUUGUGCCAGCUGUCGCGGACGUCACGCACCAUGAGGGACGUGUGCGCCAGCCUCCUGCAGAUGCGCGGCAUGGUCGUCCUGCUGUGGGAGAAGACGCGGCGGGAGGACGGCUCGCAGUCUUGGCAGAUCACGGACAAGGCGUGGCGCUUCAGCACGGCUUUUGGCACGGUGAACGAGUGGAAGUUCGCCAACAUCACCAGCAUGGCGGACCACCUGAAGAACUGCAAGUUCAACACGGUGGCGCGACGCGAGGAGGCCAUCCCGCUGCCUUGCAUGUGCUUCACCCGCGAGUUGACCAAGGAGGGCCGCUGUUUACGCUCCGUGCUCAAGCCCGUGGCCUAAACUAAGUUCUCUUCUGCAGUUGGAAAGCCGUUUGAGUCAUUAUUCAAUAUCCUUUAUUUCCCAUCUUAACUCAUUCACUGCCAUUGCCGUCUAUACAUCGACGGUAGUUAGAAUCUGAGCGUUCACUGCCAUUGACGUCGACGGAUGUCAGCAGUGUAGCGCUUUGUAUUUUUGAUGAGUCCAGUUCUUGAGGGAUUUUUUUGGGGGAGAUAACGGGCUCAGUUUGCAAGUCGGACAAGUUUAAGUCUUUUACACACAUACAGAGCACAUAUACGACGAGUGUCAGCAGAGUACGUGCCGCAAAAGUGUGUGAUUCGUGAUCGCGACAAAAUACGAUAGAGGUUUUAGAGUGAAUAAUGAGGAUGACUUAAAAAAAAAAUACUAUGAACAAUACGAGCCCAUGGCUGCCGGUACAUGUCUAUUGGUAAAUAAAAUUUUAUUUUUUUAUCACAAAAGCCAUUGGAAAAUGUUGUUCUAGUUGUUUUAUUGAAGGAAACCACUGUUCAGGUAUUAGAGGUGCCACUAAAGCGAAAAGAAUAUUGCAGUCAAAGUCACUUUUCGCCCUGAUAUGUUUCUUUACACCAAAAAAAUAAAAAUAAAUCACAUUUUCUCCGCUUUUGGGGACAAACUGCUGUUUAGGGCAAAGUCAACCUGUUCUACUGCUGAUUACUAAAGAACAGAAAAAGA
Molecule: messenger RNA, 3074 nt
Organism: Hippocampus zosterae (dwarf seahorse)
Lineage: Eukaryota; Metazoa; Chordata; Actinopteri; Syngnathiformes; Syngnathidae
Gene: fbxo30a
Product: F-box protein 30a
Exons: 4
Coding region: 276-2387 (703 amino acids)
Molecular function (GO): zinc ion binding; ubiquitin protein ligase activity; protein binding
Source: RefSeq, a predicted model, not a curated record